AUGGAUGUUGUUCAACAAACAUAUGGUUUAAAUCAAAAUGAUCAACCAUCAACUGAUCAUCAAAUAACAAAAUAUUUAAGCAUAACAUGUUCUGAUUCGAAAUCCAUUGAAAAGCAUCAUAAUUUAUCAUCACAAUCAACAGGUCAAUCAUUGGAUUUAACUAUAAAUGAAUCAAGAAAUUCACCAAAAUCAGAUAUAAAAUGUUCUAAUGAUAAAUUAAAACAAGAUUUCUCUCAAAUAAAACUAUUAUCUAAUUCAUUUAAUACCAUCAUUAAUGAUAAGGAAAAUUUAAAUUAUUAUCAUCAAUACAGUAACACUAAUAAUAACAAUAAGAAGAACAAAAGUUUUGAUGUAACUGAUUAUCAGUCACAAGAAACUGAUCAUUUUACAGAUUCAUUCAAUAGUUCAACCUCUUGUACAUCAACAUCUGAUUACAUUCAAAUUCAAGAAGACAUUACAGAUAACACUGACAAAGAGGAACUUGAAAGUCGUCGUAAACGACGUAAACAAAUAUUGCCACAGCAAAAUUUUCACUUCACUCCAGUUAUAACUAAUAAUAAGGACGAUUUGAUGGAAGUUAAUGACACAUCAAACGAAAAUGAAUUGAUCAGAUUCAUAGAUUGUAAAUUAGAUGACAGUAUGAGCUAUCAACCGAAAAUAAGAAAAUUAUCUAAUUCUUCACCAAAAAAUGAUGUGGAGCAUUUAAAAAUAGAAGAAUUAGAAGAAGUGAAGGGGAAAGAACAUACAGAAGAGAAUAUAGAGAAUAAAGAUGCUGUGGAAAGGAAUUCAGAUAUUCAUAUGAUACAUGCGGAUAAUGAUCAUGAACUUAAUCAAACAGAUAAAUCAUUCAAUAAAAGUUUCUCUCAUAUUAUUAAUAUGAAUUCAGAAUGUAAUAAAUUAAUUAAUGAAUUAAGUCAAUAUGCUAUAGAAGCAUUUCGUCAAAGUUUAACAAUUAAAUCAACAAAAUUACGUCAUAGUUUAGAUAAUGAAAUGAAUAGAAACAAUUGUAACGAUGAUAUUGAUGACAGCAACACUACUACUACUACUACUACUGAUACUACUACUACUAAUGAUAAUGAUAAUACAGAUGAAAAAAUUAUUGAACAAACAUUAUUAAAACUUGAACCACAUAUCACUGAAUUAGUUGAUCAAUCAUUAAGAACAAGUAUUGAAACAAUUAAAAAAGAAAUGUUAGCUAAUUUUAAAGAAAUUAAUAUUAAUUUAAAUAAUAGUAAUAAUGAUUCAUUAAAUUAUCAAUAUGAAAUUAAUAAAAAUAAUAAAAAUAAUGAAAAAUUACAAAUUACAAAUAAUGAAACAUUGAAUGAAACAACAAAUUUAUUUAAAUAUACUACUGAUAUAAAUGAUAAUAAUAAUAAUAAAGUAUUAACAUGUCAAAAUUUAAUUCAAUCAAAUUCUGAAUUAUUGAUUAAAUCUAAUUUAAAUCAUGAAUUAAAACAAAAUAAUCAAUUUAUUGAUCAUUUAAAAUGUGAAAAAAUUGAAUAUUUAACAAAUCAUUUUAAACAAUAUUUAAAUAAUUUAUCAAUAUUAUCAAUCAAUACAAAUAAUAUUAAUAAUAAUAAUAAUUUAAUAAAACAAAUAAAUAAUAAUAAUAAUAUAAAUUUAUUAAUAAAUGAAAAUAUAGAAAAAUCAAAAAUGGAUUCCAAUAAUUUAUCAAAUAUAAUAACUUAUUCAAAUGAUUCUAUUCAAUCGGAUUAUAAAACAUUGUUAAAAUUACCUAAUAAUAAUAAUAAUCUUACAUUGAAUUCAAUAGAUCAUCAUAUAAAUAUAGAUGAUUCAACUUGUAAUGUUAAUCAGAAUGAUUCAAAUAAUUGUAUGGAUACAACUCAUUUGAAUGAACAAAUUAUACCUAAUGUAUAUGGUAUAAAAGAAAAUUUUUCAAAAUUUUCAUCAUAUUUUUCUAAUAUAAAUGAGAAUAAUCAAAUAUAUUCAAGAAUUUCAUCGAAUGAUUUAUCUAUGAUUGAUAAUAAUUCACCUCCAUCGUCCACCCAGUCAAUUGACUGUGUUAAUUUCAAUCAAUCAGUUGAUAUUAACUCAUCUGAAAUUGUUACUUCAUCAAUGUUGACUAAUACUACCACUUCGACAUCUCCAUCAUGUAAUCCUGUAACAGCAGCAGCAGCAGCCGCUGCUGCUUUAGCUAAUGUCUUGGGAUUUCCAAUUCCAUACGGUUGGUCACCUAAAACACUAACUGAUGUGCAAGAUGCUUAUGGAUUACUAUCAAAUCCAUAUUAUCACUGGCCGUGGAAACUUCUUAAUUCUCCUUAUGCAUCAAAAUAUUCUGAUCAAAAUACACUUCUUCAAUCUAGUUCACUAGUUAAUAAUACUAUGAAUAUUAUAGAGCAAAUGAAUAAAGUAAACCCGGAAUCAACAUUGGAUUCCUGUCUGAAAUCAAAAUUUCCCCUUAACGACGAAAAUAAACAAAAUAAUAUAAUGAUGUUUAACGAUGCAACCUCUUUGUCAACACAUGCAACGUCAUCAGAUGAACAGGUGGAAGCUAUACCUUUAAUAGUAAGACAUGAUAGAAAAGUAAAUAAACCCGGUUCAGUUAUAAAUUGUAAUAGUACCAUUUAUAACAGCUGUUCAUCAAAUUUGACAACUAGUACUAACGUAACAACGGCACCAAUAACAAAUGAGAGUAACUCAUUUCAUGGACCAACUAUAAGUCGCAGAAGGCGCACUAAAGUUACUGACACACGUUUAACUCAUUCACGUGUUUCACGUUGUCCAAAUAAUGCAUAUUCCAAUCUUAUGAUGACGAAUUCUGUCAUGCACCAAAACAAUCGACACCAUCAUAAUCAACCAAUAUCACAACAACAGUCAUUUCUCCAAUCAACCUCAGAAAGUAAUGACUUGGGACAGGCAUUAAAUUUGGUUACAUCAACUUCGACGUCUUUUGGAUUGAGUGGGAACCAAUUGCUAACUAACGAUAAAGAAUCCUUAAUUACAAGCCAAAGUCUUUUACCAGGUAUAAACCCGGCCAAAUAUUGCGAUACUGUUGUUUCUACCUGUACUACUACUUGUAGCAAUAUCAACAACACGAGUAAUGUAAAAUUAGAUGAUUUCUAUUCCGCUAAGUAUCGAUCAGAAAAUCAGAUUCAUAGUAGCGGUAGUAAUAAUAGUAGUCCAUCACCAAUUUCAUUGCGUCUUUCAGGCUAUUCGAAAGAGUUGACUGAUAAUACUUCAGAAAAUCCUAAGGGACACUGUCAUGAAAAUGUAGACAUUUUAGAAUUAGACAAGAAUAUUGAUUAUCAGCGUAACGGAGCGGAUGAGAAGUUACAUUGUUUGAAUAUACUUCAGGAAUAUAAAUCAUUUGAAAAGAUGUUUGCGAAAACACUGAAAAAUUAUCCAUUAUCUGCAAAAUCAAAUUUGCUUAAUAACAUCGGUACACUACCUGCAGUUAUGAAUACUGUUUCCUCUUCCGCGCCCCCCACUUACUCUCCAUCUGUUUUCAAAGAUAUAAAUACGUCAUUGGAAGUGACCACUUCAGCAUCAUUAUCCAUCUCUUCUACAUUCCCUACUUCAUCUUCUACUACUUCUGUGCCUGUUACUUCUCUUUGUUCAUCAGCUUGUUCAGACAUUAAUCAACGUAAAUUGUUGUCAAGAUUUAAUCAAAUUUGUAUGUUAAAUUCACGCCUGCCUAACUCGUUACCACCUAUUCCUCCGAUGUUUUUCAAUCCUACAGAGGAUACAAUUAACAAUAAUUUCAAUCAUAUCAGUAAUAAUAAUACCAACAAUACAAAUAAAUUUUCCACCGGUAAUUUUUACGAUUAUACAAGUAUACAGAGUGAUGGACAUGAAAGACAACAACAGUCUCUUUCACAUAGUUUUGGAGCAAAAAAUGAUCUUAGCUAUUCUCAUCCACAUAAUCUUUCUUUAUCAUCUUCCCUUCCUUGCAAAUCUCUCAGUCCAUACUCACAAUCUCUAAAAUCAUCUAUAUUUUCGCCAUCACAAUCGUUAGCAUCAGUCAUAGGAAGUAUCGAUUAUAAUACUGCCAUUACUACUGCUGCCAAUAACAGUAUUGACCACAAUAAUUAUAACAAUAUAACAACUAUAUCUAGUUUACAAAAUAAACAUCAGCGUCUACAACAAAAUCUCCCCAAUUUAAAUAGUAAACGACAUCAUAAUCACAUGAGUUACAUAAACAAAUUAUACGAUAAAUUCAAUGCAAAUGAAAAUUUACGCAAUAUAAAGCUUGACAAAUCACUAUUAUUGAACGACAAUUUUAGCGGUGAGUCAACCAGUGGGAUGACAAUAUCAGAAUCUUAUCAAAAUCAACUGAUUAAUUAUUCACAUGAACUACGAAUGACAACAACUUUAACACCGGUACAUUUACGUAAAGCAAAAUUGAUGUUUUUUUAUACACGUUAUCCUAAUUCAACAUUAAUUAAAAUGUAUUUCCCUGAUGUGAAAUUUUACAAAAAUAAUACAGCUCAAUUAGUGAAAUGGUUUAGCAAUUUUCGGGAAUUUUAUUACAUUCAAAUGGAAAAGUAUGCACGAGUUGCCAUAUCUGAGGGAAUACGUAUUGCUGAUGAAAUACAUGUAACAAUUGAAUCUGAAAUAUACAGAGCUUUAAAUUUACAUUAUAAUCGUAAUCAACAAUUAGAGGUACCAGAUCAUUUUCGUAUUGUUGUUGAAGCAACACUACGUGAAUUUUUCAAUGCACUUUAUACUGGUAAAGAUUCAGAACAAUCAUGGAAAAAACCAAUUUAUAAAGUGAUAGCUAGAAUGGAUCAACCAGUUCCAGAAUUUUUCAAAAGUCCUAAUUGGAUGGAUCAAUUAGCUGAUGGAUAA
Molecule: messenger RNA, 4809 nt
Organism: Schistosoma rodhaini
Lineage: Eukaryota; Metazoa; Platyhelminthes; Trematoda; Strigeidida; Schistosomatidae
Source: the annotation of a GenBank genome assembly